Corythoichthys intestinalis (scribbled pipefish) is the source of this 2140-nucleotide messenger RNA. RefSeq lists its product as uncharacterized. Lineage: Eukaryota; Metazoa; Chordata; Actinopteri; Syngnathiformes; Syngnathidae. The coding region runs from base 39 to 926 and encodes 295 amino acids. The transcript has a single exon. The record is from RefSeq and is a predicted model, not a curated record.
UCUUUAGCUCUAUCUUGCUAGCCUAGCUUAUCCGAGCUAUGGCUAGCCCUCUGCCUUCUUCCUCCCGUCUUUUCUGCUCAGUGUGCUGUAUGUAUAGCGAGCACCCUGGCUCCUUCGUCGAGGACAGUAGUAGCUGUAGGAAGUGUAGCUUAGUCUCAGGGUUGGAGACCAGGGUUUCUGAGCUAGAAGCACGGCUCUGCACUCUAGAGACGAAAGCUAGUCCUAGCUAUAGCCAGGUAGUGGCAGGGCCCGCAGGUCGUGCUUGCAGUAGUAGGAUUGCUAGCGCAGUUAGCCCCCCAGCGAGCCCCGUGCAGCCGGGGGAAAUUAAGGAGGGAUUUGUGACUGUACGGGGGAAGCGCAGUGGUAAACGCACAACCUUAGUGCACCAGCAGCUUCACGUCAGCAAUAGGUUUGCCCCCCUCAGCGACACACCGGCUGAACCAGACACUCUCGUAAUUGGAAGCUCCAUAGUUAGAGACGUGAAGCACCCGGCGGUGUCUGUCAGGUGUUACCCAGGGGCCAGAGUCGGUGACAUCGAAGGAAACCUCAGGCUCUUAAAGCAGAGUAGGAAGAGGUUCCGCCGUAUCGUGAUUCACGCAGGCGGUAACGACGCCCGGCGGAGACAGUCUGAGGUGCUUAAAUUAAACGUAGCCUCGGUGUGUGAACUUGCUAAGUCGAUGGCGGACACCAUAGUUUUCUCUGGUCCUCUGCCUAAUUUGGUCAAUGAUGAGAUGUACUCUAGAUUCUCAUCAUUUAACCGCUGGUUGUCUAGAUGGUGCCCAGAAAACGAUAUAGUCUUUGUUGAUAACUGGCACGCGUUUUGGGGCAAGCCCGGGCUCAUGCGCCGAGACGGCAUUCAUCCGACUUGGGACGGUGCUGCUCUCUUAACUCGAAAUUUGGCCGCCAAACUAAGUCUCCCAAAGUGACACUUCAGAGUGGGGGCCCGGGCGCAGUGUUGUAGUGUAAAACACAACACUGUUUGUAGUGACCACUCGCCUCUUUCCGAGCUGUCACAAAUCCGAAAUUCAGGACAGAAGAUAGAGACUGUGUCCGUGCCUCGUAUAGUGAACAGGGGAAAACCGAGUACUAUAGGAACGAGACCAAAGAAUUUAAUACAUAUAGCCCCUGAUAGCAGUGAAAAUAAAAUAGCUCUUAAUAAAUAUAUAAGAUGCGGAUUAUUAAACAUCAGGUCAAUCUCGCCCAAAUCUCUGUUAGUUAAUGACUUAAUUGGGGAUUAUAAUAUUCAUAUUUUGGCCCUGACUGAAACUUGGCUUCAGCAGGAUGAGUUUGUUAGACUUAAUGAAUCCACACCCCCAAGUCACGUGAAUUUUCACACAGCUAGAAGCACGGGCCGUGGAGGGGGGGUGGCAGUAAUAUCACACUCUUGUCUAGGUAUGAGCCCAAAAAGUAAAGCUAAUUACAUUUAUAACUCCUUUGAAAGUCUAGCACUAUCAAUUAUAGACGCUAACUGGAAGAACCAAAAACCAGUUCUUUUCAUAGUGGUUUACCGUCCCCCUGGUCCCUACUCACAGUUUUUGUUAGAUUUCUCUGACUUUUUAUCUAGUAUUUUGCUAAGCUGGGAUAGAAUUAUAAUUGUAGGGGAUUUUAAUAUACAUGUUGACGAUGAAGGUGACUCCCUUGGUAAGGCCUUUAAUGACCUACUAGAUGGGACUGGCUUCAUUCAAAAUGUAAAUAAACCAACUCAUAGUCACAAGCACACCCUGGACUUGAUUUUAACCUACGGUACGGAGAUUAGUGAUCUUAGUGUCCAUCCCCACAACCCCGUACUGUCUGAUCAUUUUCUAAUUACCUUUCAGUUUGUGCUUCAAGAUAAUCCGCCACUAGUGACUAGAACUCAGAUGAAAAGGACAUUAGGUGAUCACUCUGUUUCAGAGUAUAAACAGAUAAUUCAGCCUAUAUUUGCCUCCAUGUCAUCUAAUUAUGAAGGAGUGAUGUCCGGCCUUGCUGUUAAUGACGAGUUUGUUGAUCGUGUUCUGUGUACGUUUCGUACCACCCUCGAUGUCGUCGCUCCCUCCAAAUUAAAGUUUGUCAAGCCGAGACGAGCCUCUCCCUGGUAUAAUGCUGAAACACGCUCUCUUAAACAAUCGACACGUAAAUUAGAAAGACUUUGACGCCGUUC